GUUUGAAAUAAAUAGAAACCCAUGAGAGACUGGUGUCAAACGUUGAUAAGUGAGUUUCUAUAGUUUUAUGUUUUAAAUGCUUUAAUCAUUAGUCCUCCGCAGCUGCUCUACAGCAAUAUAUAGGAAAUAUACAUAUGUGAAUCGGAAAAUCACAGAAAAAAAGUCUAUAAGAAAAUAGUUUAAUUCAGUUCAGAAUUUAGGUUAAAAGCUUAGUUUAUAUUUAAUAUAAAAUUAUCAUCUUAUAAAACUGUGAUCUGGGCCAACAUUUUAAAAUAAAUUUUCUUUAAAUGACUUCAAUCAUAAAGUUGCAAGUCCUCUCUGGGGCCAUGGAUGAAUCUCCCCCAUGCUACAUUUUACAAGUAGAUGAAGUUCGCAUUCUAUUAGAUUGUGGUUGGGAUGAAAAGUUUGAUCCGAAUUUUAUUAAAGAACUGAAAAGGCAUGUUAAUUCAAUUGAUGCUGUGUUGUUAUCUUAUCCAGAUGUAUCUCAUUUAGGGGCCCUUCCUUACAUCGUUGGAAAAUUAGGUCUUAAUUGCCCUAUUUAUGCUACCAUACCGGUGUACAAAAUGGGACAAAUGUUUAUGUAUGAUUUAUAUUUAUCGCACUAUAACAUGUAUGAUUUUAACUUGUUUUCGUUGGAUGAUGUUGAUGCGGCUUUUGAUAAAAUUGUACAAUUAAAAUAUAACCAGACAGUUUCUAUGAAAGGCAAAGGUUAUGGUAUUACAAUAACUCCCUUACCAGCGGGUCAUAUGAUUGGUGGAACUAUUUGGAAAAUUGUCAAGAUUGGUGAAGAAGAUAUAAUAUAUGCUGUCGAUUUCAAUCAUAAAAAAGAACGCCAUUUGAAUGGUUGCGAACUUGAAAAAUUACAAAGACCUUCAUUAUUAAUAACUGAUUGUUUUAACGUAAAAUAUCAACAAGCUAGACGACGUGCAAGAGAUGAAAAAUUAAUGACCAACAUCUUACAAACUAUGAGAAAUAGUGGAAAUGUGCUGGUAGCUGUCGAUACAGCUGGACGUAUAUUGGAGAUUGCUCAUAUGUUAGAUCAACUUUGGAAAAAUAAGGAUUCCGGUUUAAUAGCAUAUUCGUUAGCUUUUUUAACAAAUGUUAGUUACAACACAGUAGAAUUUGCCAAAUCUCAAAUUGAAUGGAUGAGUGACAAAUUAAUGAAAAAUUUUGAAGGAGCACGGAAUAAUCCUUUUCAAUUCAAACAUAUAAAUCUGUGUCAUAAUUUGACUGACUUAACCAAAGUUCCGAGUCCAAAAGUAGUUUUAGCUAGUAUGCCGGAUUUAGAGAGCGGAUUCGCAAGAGAAUUGUUUGUGCAAUGGUCAGGCAAUCCCAACAAUAGUAUAAUUUUCACUACAAGACCUUCACCAGGCACUCUAGCAAGAGAUUUAAUAGAAAAUGGAGGUAAUGGACGCAAAAUUGAGGUUGAUGUUCGCAAACGUGUAGAGCUGGAAGGUAUAGAACUAGAAGAAUACUUGCAAACAAGAGGAAAUAAACUAAAUCAACCAGAUAAAAAUGACGCACUAGAAGACUCUUCAGAUUCGGAAUAUGAUUUAGAAAUGAAUGUUAUAACAGGAAAACACGAUAUUGUUUUGAAACCAGACACAAAAGCUCCUUUGGGAUUUUUCAAAUCGAAUAGAAAACACGUUGUUUUUCCGUUUUUGGAAGAAAAGUUUAAAUCAGAUGAGUAUGGUGAAAUAAUUAACUUGGAUGAAUAUAGAAUUGUUGAUAUUUCAACUGAACCUCCUACCGAAAAUCCACAAACUUUUACAAAUGAAGUAUCGGAAAGUAUGGAGAAGGGCGAAGAUUAUAAUGUUAAUCAUGAAAAACCAACAAAAUGUGUAAGCAGCAGAAAAUUAAUUGAAGUUAAUGCACAGAUUCAAUACAUAGAUUUUGAAGGUCGUUCAGAUGGUGAGUCCAUUCUCAAAAUUCUCUCACAACUUAGACCUCGACGUGUCAUAAUUGUAAGGGGAAUGAAACAAAGUGUUGAAACAAUAUUAAAACAUUGUGAAAUAAACAUAGGUGCAAAGGUGUUUGCCCCAAGAAAAGGAGAAAUGGUGGAUGCCACUACUGAGGCAUAUAUUUACCAAAUUCGUUUGACAGAAAACCUUGUAUCUCGAUUACAAUUUCAAAAAGCAAAGGACGCAGAGGUAGCUUGGCUAGAUGCUGAGAUCGGGGUUCGUAAAAAAUUUGUAGAAGAAUUGCCUGUUGAAAAUGAUGACAAUGAUAUGCAAAUAGAGCAAACAGAUGGAAAUAAAAAUAUUUUAACUUUAGACCCUUUGGAAGCUGAUGAAAUACCUAUACAUAAUGCAGUUUUCAUUAAUGAGCUUAGGCUUUUUGAUUUUAAACAGGUUCUUCUAAAAAAUAAUAUCAAUUCAGAAUUUUCUAGUGGUGUUUUGUGGUGUAACAAUGGAAAUAUAGCUAUAAGAAGAUUGGACGCCGGACGAGUUGCUGUUGAAGGCUGUUUGUGUGAGGAUUAUUAUAAAAUAAGAGACCUUUUAUAUCAGCAAUACGCUAUUGUUUAAUAGUUUGAUUGAAAGUAUCAAAAAUGUAUGCCGUAAUAUUCUAAAUGAACAUGCUUAUUCGUAUUAAAACAUAACUUUUCGAAAAUAAUUUAUAUUUUAGCUGUAUUUUUUUAUGAUAAUAGUAAUAAUUAAAAUUAAGUAA
Messenger RNA from Condylostylus longicornis, 2667 nucleotides. RefSeq names its product probable cleavage and polyadenylation specificity factor subunit 2 (gene CPSF2). The coding region runs from base 288 to 2525 and encodes 745 amino acids. Gene Ontology annotation, cellular component: mRNA cleavage and polyadenylation specificity factor complex. Lineage: Eukaryota; Metazoa; Arthropoda; Insecta; Diptera; Dolichopodidae. The record is from RefSeq and is a predicted model, not a curated record. Gene Ontology annotation, biological process: mRNA 3'-end processing by stem-loop binding and cleavage. Gene Ontology annotation, molecular function: RNA binding. The transcript has 5 exons.